Molecule: messenger RNA, 2195 nt
Organism: Telopea speciosissima
Lineage: Eukaryota; Viridiplantae; Streptophyta; Magnoliopsida; Proteales; Proteaceae
Product: pentatricopeptide repeat-containing protein DOT4, chloroplastic-like
Exons: 1
Coding region: 98-2044 (648 amino acids)
Biological process (GO): RNA modification
Molecular function (GO): protein binding; RNA binding
Source: RefSeq, a predicted model, not a curated record
UCGAGCAAUUCCCGCCAAACUUUCAUUCCCUUUCUUUAACGGUCACCAAGGAUUAUAGGAAAGUUUGGCUUUUGAAUCUUGCGAGAUUUCAAAUGAGAUGAAAAGAUGGACAUCUCAACCUCGAAUCUUAUCUUUCUUUGGGACCCAUUUGAGAAUCCUCACUCCUUCCGAACUCAACCAUCUGCUUCAAAUUUGCAGCAAUUCAACCGCAUUAAAACAGGGCAGGCAAGUUCAUCAGCAGAUUAUACUUCAUGGGUUGGGAUUCGAUUCAUUCAUGGCUACCAAAUUGAUCCAAAUGUAUGCAGAUUGCAACGAUUUCAGUUCUGCACAUAUCUUGUUUGAGAAAUUGCCUCGACCCAACGUGUUUGCAUGGACGGCUAUCCUCGCUCUAUACUCAAGGAAUGGAAUGUAUCACCAGUGCCUUAGUUCUUACAGGGAGAUGCAAGUGCAGGGUGUCAGACCUGACGGGUACGUCUUUCCCAAGGUCCUCAGGGCCUGCGCUCAAUCCUUGUCCUUGGAGGAGGGAAUUCGAAUCCACAAAGAUAUAAUAAGGUUCGGUGCCGAAUACAAGCUGGAAGUAUGUAAUUCCCUGAUCGAUAUGUACUCCAAAUGUGGCGAUGCUCAAACAGCUCGAGAGGUUUUUGACAAAAUGGUUGAAAGAGAUAUUUUAUCGUGGAAUUCUAUGAUUUCAGGGUAUGUCUGCAAUGAGUCUUUUGACUUGGCUAUGGAACUGCUGGGUUCAAUGAGAUCAGAAGGUUUGGAGCCCGAUUUGGUCACUUUGAAUACAAUCGUUGAUGGAUAUUGUCGUAUGGGGUUGUGUGAGGAAGCUUCAGAGAUCUUUGAACAAAUUAAGGAGCCUAAUAUCAUCUCAUGGACCACCUUAAUGUCGGGUUAUUCAAGGAUUGGGAAGUAUGAGAUAUCCAUAGGGAUUUUCAGGAAAAUGAUGUUUAGAGGAUUGGUUCUUCCCGAUGCAGCUGCUAUUUCCAAUGUCAUUCUAUCAUGCAGACAUUUAGGGGCUCUGAGAAGUGGACGGGAAAUCCAUGGGUAUGGAAUUAAAACUGGAUCCUCACUCAAGUUCUACAAUUCAGCAGGGGCAGCCUUGUUGAUAAUGUAUGCUAGGUGUGGUAGGUUUCAAGAUACAAGAAAUGUAUUUGCAUUGAUGGAUAAACAUGAUAUUGUUACAUGGAAUGCAAUGAUUCUUGGGUUUGUACUUCUUGGACGGGAUGACUUGGCACUUACAUGUUUUAGGAAAAUGCAAUCAAGUGGAAUUAGAAGUGAUCAGAUAACACUAUCGACAGUUCUUCCCAUUUGUGAUCUUCAAUGUGGGAAACAAAUGCAUGCCCUCAUCUGGAGAAAUGGUUUCGAUUCGGCUAUUUCAGUAUGGAAUUCACUGAUCAACAUGUACUCCAAAUGUGGAAGCGUUGGAGCUGCUUACACUGUAUUCUCAAACAUGGAAACCAAGGAUGUGGUAUCAUGGAACACAAUAAUUGGAGCAUAUGGAAUACAUGGGCAAGGCAGAGUAGCUCUUGAGCUUCUGCAAGAGAUGAAGAACUCCAGCAUUCAACCCAACCCUGCAACAUUCACUUCUGUGCUCACUGCUUGCAGCCACUCAGGUCUUGUGGACGAGGGACUCCAACUCUUCAACAGUUUAAUCCAAGAUUUUGAUUUCUUCCCAAGUACAGAACAUUUUGCAUGUAUUGUCGAUUCACUUGGACGUGCAGGGCGACUUGAGGAGGCUGUCAGAUUCAUAAAUAAAAUGCCAAUUGAGCCCGAUAGGAGCAUCUGGGGGUCUUUGCUUGCUGCCUGUCGGGUUCAUCAAAAUAUCGAUUUUGGAAGGCUAGCUGCAGAGCACCUAUUUCACUUGGAACCAGAAAACCCUGGAAAUUAUAUCACGCUGUCAAAUAUAUAUGCAAGGGCUGGGAGAUGGGAUGAUGCUGUGAGAGUGAGGAAGCUAAUGGAAGAUCGAGGAUUGAUGAAGCCAUCUGGAUAUAGCUGGAUUCAGACUGCUGACUCAGUAAUGACUAAUGAGACACAGAUGGGUUGAAGGGAUAAUUCAAGAUGAUCUUGGAAUUUUCCUUAGUUUGCAACAAAGAGGUGAGGAAGAUAAUUUUCUUUCUCAGGGAAAUUCAGUCCAUGCUCUAAUUUACAACCUAUCAAUGAAACACCAGGAAUGCAGAUUUGCUUGGUUGUGACAG